Messenger RNA from Rhizopus microsporus ATCC 52813, 824 nucleotides. RefSeq names its product UPF0132-domain-containing protein. Bases 76 to 639 code for a protein of 187 amino acids. NCBI's taxonomy places the organism in Eukaryota, Fungi, Mucoromycota, Mucoromycetes, Mucorales, Rhizopodaceae. The transcript has 4 exons. The record is from RefSeq and is a predicted model, not a curated record.
GUCACAAUGCAAAUAAUUCAGACUCCCCACUACUUCAUAACGAUGUGAGGUUUUCUUUUUUUUUCUUCUUUAAUCAUGAAUUUCUCUCCAUAUUCUCCUUCACCUGACGAAGAUAGAAGCACUCGUGUCAAAAAACAAAAACAGCCUUUGCCGGGAUUUAGUUCUUACCAAUCAGGUAAUCCUGAAUCUUUUGCUGAGCAAGGCGUGCUUGGUGUAGGCAGUAGUAGUAGCAGUAGUAAUGUAGUUGAUGGCAAUGGUAUUAGUGGUAGUAGCAACAUAAAUAUCAACAGUGUUCGCGUAAACAAGUAUGAAACAACAGUGCCUAUUCGAGUGGAUAUUGAGGCUGCCCUUUGUUAUCUUUUUGGUCCAAUCACAGGAUUGAUAUUUUUAAUACUGGAAACACAAAAUGAUUAUGUUCGUUUUCAUGCUUGGCAGUCAUCACUUGUAUUUUCCUCACUGCUGUUUAUACAAUUUCUCUUAUUGUUCAUUUCUACCUUUUUAUCUUGGAUCUUGUUCUUUUUCUCUAUUGGAUUUUGGCUUUAUCUGAUGUACCGAGCUUACUUGGACGGCGUGUCAUUAGAAAGAUACCAAGUGCCUUAUUUUGGAGUUAUUGCCUCAGAUUGGGUAGACUCUGAAUAGCCACACAUAUUAAAAAAACGAUACCUUGACAAAACACAUUUAUACUUGUAAUGAAUAUUAUCAUAAUGCAUAUGCUAUAUUGAAAACAUUAUACUUUUUUGCUUUUCAUAAUAAAAAAAGGAAAGAAAAGGGUGGAAAAAGGAAGUGGGAAGGGGGGGCAUAAUCAUUUCAAACUGAUCUUUAAA